AUGUUGCUAUUUGUUGGAAUAAUAUUAAUUUAUGGCAAUUAUGUUUGCUGCAUUGAAUGGAGACCAAUGCCCUUUGACCCCAGGCUAUUAUUUAAAACUUCUACAAAAGCGCACUUAUCUCUUUAUGGCAAAGUUGGAUCUACUACUAUGGCAGGAGAUAUAAGAAAUAGCUAUAAUAACAGUGCUGGUAAUAAUGAUAAUAUAGCUAAUGAAGUGAUAACAUGGGAAUGUGGUGUUGAUUUUUUAACUAAAUUUAUCAGUGAAUCUAAAAUUGAUCGCGAUUGUCCACGAUUGAAAAAAUCAGUUAAUCAGUGUUGUAUUGAUCAUGAUAAUUGCUAUAGUGAGCAAAGAGGAAGAAAAUAUUGUGAUGAUACAUUUUGCACAUGUCUUGAUAUUGCUACUAAAUCUAGCAGAAUUUGUAAUAAACGAGAUGGACAAUCAUUUUGUGUAAUUGUUCGAAACUUUGGUGAAUAUGCUUAUAAUGAAGCUGGAAAAGAAUCGAUGAAAACUUCAUUACCAAGAAUUUUUUCAUCAACACCAACAAGAUCAAUACGACGAAAAAAUUGA
This is a messenger RNA of Brugia malayi, 567 nucleotides long. RefSeq lists its product as uncharacterized. Bases 1 to 567 code for a protein of 188 amino acids. The record is from RefSeq and is a predicted model, not a curated record. Gene Ontology annotation, molecular function: A2-type glycerophospholipase activity. Lineage: Eukaryota; Metazoa; Nematoda; Chromadorea; Rhabditida; Onchocercidae. The transcript has 6 exons. Gene Ontology annotation, biological process: arachidonate secretion; phospholipid metabolic process.